This is a messenger RNA of Linum trigynum, 2106 nucleotides long. The record is from the annotation of a GenBank genome assembly. Lineage: Eukaryota; Viridiplantae; Streptophyta; Magnoliopsida; Malpighiales; Linaceae.
UCAUAUACUAUUAGUUAAAUAGACCUAUGAGUACGUGUGUACGAAGAGUAAAACCACAUCAUUGAUUAUUUCACAAAUAAGGGACCCAUAUUUCAAUAAAAAAGUAUUCUUAAUUAUACUGUGAUUCUAAGCUAUAAUUGAAUGGAAGUAAUGUAAAAAGGUUUCUACAAUUCUAAAUAACUAAUAAUACAAACUAUAAAAAAUACGUAAAAUCUCUCUCGUUUAGCGAGAGUGUCGGAUAGGAGUCUCUAUUAGUUUUUUUUUUGGAGAGGUUUUACAGACGGCGGUGAUCGGGUUUGAGUUAAUUCUAAAGAUACUUGGGGUGAGUAGAGGGAUAUAGUGAGUUAGCUUUACAAUUUAUUGGCAUCCUGCGAUCAGACUGACAGGUUUAGAGAGGGGUUGAGUGAGAGUUUCUUGUGGGUUCCCAUAACUCAGAGGGUCUCGCCAAAGUUUUUUCCUAAGCUAGCCUUCUGCGGCUUAGGGGUGAGGGGUGAGGGUUUUUUUGUACACUGAGAAGAGUCGGUAAAGAGGUUGAUUCCCAAUGGCCAGCAAAGAGAAGGACGUGGACGAGGCAGAUCUGGAGCAAGUGACGAAAGACAGUAGGGGAGAAAAUCUCAUUAGCACAGGAACAAAGGAAGCUAUAGAGCAAUCGCAAAUAAUCAUACGAAGUACAGUGAUGGCUGAAGAAGGGCACACGAAGGUCCUGAAAAUAGUGGACAAAGAGGCUUCUUUCUCAGAAGCCUUGGAGAACAAGAUACAAAACAUAAGUUUGGCUUCGGAUGACGAGGAUGAUGCGCUGGAGGUGGAAGAACAAGACUAUGAUGCGGUAAUGGUGAAGGCAGUGAAGCUGUUGGGAUUGGUGGGAAGAUUGUUAGUGGACAAAAAACAAAAUCUCAAAUCCAUGAAGAUAGAACUAACAAAGGCGUGGAAUCUGAGACAAACCUUUCAGGUUACUGAAAAGGGAGACCAACUGUAUGGCUUCCAAUUCCUUGACAAGCAAGAUAGGAAGAAGGUGCUCCGCGGGGGACCCUGGCAUUAUGACAACAACCUGAUAAUUUUUAAAGCUGCAGAUGCUUUCCACAAGCCACUGAAGGAGGAGUUCUGUAUUAUGGAAGUCUGGAUACAAAUUUUUGGCUUACCAACUGCUUUGAAGACAUCUGAAAUGGCACACAAAAUUGUGGAGAAAUUCGGCAGCUUAAUAUGGGUGGACUCUCUAGUAGAUACAGUAAGGGAUGAUUACCUACGGAUAAGAGUAGGCAAAGAUAUCAGAACACCGUUGAGACAAGAGCUGAAACUGAAGGUACAAGGCAAAAUCAUGAAAUUUCCAGUGAAAUAUGAAAAGCUCCCACUAUUUUGUUUUGCAUGUGGCCUGGUAGGCCAUCCCAAAGCCUAUUGCCCAACUAAACAAACCGUGGAAAUGGAUAAAUUUGGCCCUGAGCUACGAUUGGGAGCACCCCAAAGUAGAUCCUGGCAAUCAAGGCAAGAGAGGGAGGAGACUGAUGAAUUGUGGAUGGCCCUGAGAGCGAAACUCGAUAGGGAAGCAACAACUGAAAAGUUGAGGCUGGAGUCAUUGAAACAUCCAGAGGCAAGCUGGAAAAAGGUAGAGGCCCGAGCUAACCCUAUCUACGAGAAACAAAGGCAAAUAUUUGGUGUAGGGGAAAGCGAGAAGUACCAUCCUGAAUCCUAUAAAGGAUCAACAGAGGAGGCAUGGAACAUGAAAGAAGCUAGAGGCAUGGAAGUACAAAUGGAAAACACAGUAGAUAAAAAUGCCCAGGAAAGGAGGGAUAAGGAGAAAGAGGAAAGGGAGGCUAGGAGAGAUAAGGUGGAUGGGGACGAGACAGGCAUGGGUGGCAUGGACAAAAAUGAAAUGGAAGAAAGUAAUUUGCUAAAUUUCAAUAUGGGGACGGUCAGCACAGCACAAAUCAGAUCGAGGCCAAAGAGGUGGAACAGGCAAACUCCUAAACAGGAAACUGGAGCUUGAAAGCCCUCCUUACAACUGACACCCCAGAAAAGAAGUUUACAGAAUGAUGAAGAUGGGAAGAAGGAUGCGGGAAGAGAGCCCUCUCACACUCAAGGCGAGGAGGGUAAUAAACGCACAAAUUUCCC